AUGUCGGGACUACCGGAGCACCUGGGUCAACAACGGUCCUCCCCACACCUAUCGGUCUUCAAGACGGUUGUAUCGCGCUCCCUACAGUCCUCUCUAUGGCCAACCAUUCUUCGCAGUGAUGCCGUCACUGGCACGGGAGUCAGUCGAGUCGUCUGGGCCGAAGAAUGGACGAGACUGAUCGUGGUGAGCAUCAUCUCCCUGGCGGGAAUCAUAACUCCACUGGGUCUUUUCGAGGCAGUGGUUCCUGACCACCAGCCGACCCCCCAACCGUUUACUUAUGCCCGCGAUCUGUCACCCAUGGGGCAGGGGACGCCGCCUCGAAGUGGUCUAGGCUUCAACCGCAACUGCGACCCGUAUCCAUGCCCCGGGACAGAUACAAGUGCUUAUCAGCUCGACGAAGACGGCCGGGGUGUCAACGUUACCUCCUGGAACGUCACGAUCCCACAACCACUGGUCGAUAUAUUUGGUAGCGGUCGAGGUACGGCCGUCGUCGGCCCCACGGUGUCCAGUAUCUGGGACAUCCAGUGGCGCAACUAUGAGUUCCAAAAAUUUCACGAGGUCAACAACGGUACGGUGUACCAGGUAGGCGCGUACCGACAGAUGCAGACCAUGGCACUGAAUAAUCGGGUGGAAGUCGUGGAGGGACUCAUUGUCAAUACGCGGACGGGAGGCGUGGGUUUUCGCAACCACAGUCUGCCUCCCUGGCAGUCCCAAGGAAGCAAAUGGACGGAGGAUAUCCUCUUUGUGGAACCUCAGACGAGUUGUGUGGCCCUCAACCUCACUGUCGACUUCACUCUGCGUCUCGACGGAUACACCACCGAGCCAGCUAACGUCAGCCUGACGGACCGGGGUGGAUUCUCUCGUCUUAAUAAGGAAUUCCCAUCCGGUUAUGGGGAUGAUUACCAGUGGCCGACGCAAGACAAUGUCGAUCUACAACACAAAGCCUACACAGCAGCGUGGUUGACCAACGUCUACACCAUGUUAUACCUGAAUGUGACCAAUCCUGCACCGCACGCAUUCUCGUAUAUCAACUCAACGCCUGGGAAACAGUUCCCCCUGCGACAGAACAAACUGCCUAACACCAUAUCAUACGACGCCUUAUAUACAACCACACAAUGGGCAGAUUUUCUUGAUGUGGUGAACCCCCUCCUAAAUUGGACUGACAAGACCGCUAUCCACUAUUCGAAUCCUUUCAACAUCACGCGCACUAACUUCACCGAUAUCUCAACCCUAUGUGCAGGUGCAGGUCUCGCAGACUAUGCAAACAUGACCAAUAUCGGUGCAGCAUGUGGCAUGGUGUAUGGUGCCGCGCGACGUACCGACGGAGGUGCUUCACUGGUUCCCGAGCCCGAUAGUCAGUGGACUAUUCCGAUAUACGCCUGUGCAUCGGCAGCCAAGGCAGUGAUUAAGACUGUUGACUUCCACUACAAUGAUUCCUCAUCACAGGGGGGCCUCGCCGGGUUAAAUGUGGAGAACCUCGCAGACAAGGUAUACAGCAAACCGGAAGACCGACCGACAUGGGGCGUCGAAAACACCACUUUACCCUUGCACCGAGUCCAACCGUUGUGGGGGCUCGUCUCUGCAGCUUACGGGACGAGAGAGGACAUCAGCUUGCUACAGAAGGAGUCGCUCUGGCUACCGGGUCAAUGUGGCGUCUCCACAGGCUUCCCUGUUUCGGGAUAUAUAAACCUCCCAGGUAUCGACUUCCAUACCAGAGCCUUUGAAGUCGUUUACGACAUUAGUGGGUCAAUGUCCACGGGCGUCGCGGAUUAUAGCGGGAAGUCGAGCAAUGCAAUGUACGCGCGAUGGCAACGGCUCUCGGAGAAGCCCAACACCACCUCCGCGAUUAUCAACCUGAUCUGGACGGACCUGGUCGCUAACAGCGUCGUUGGGACACGUGGGUGGUCGUCGGUAGACAUGGGACCGGCAGCAAGCGAAGUGCCUGUGUUCGUCUACCGAAGAAAGAUUCAGUACCAUCUGCCGUUUGCAGUUCCCGGAUUUAUCGUUCUUUCCAUUGGCCUUGCAACGGCCAUUCUGAUGGUCAUCCUGGGUUUGUGUGGGCACCGACGGGCAAGGCCAGCUGUGGUGCGCCGGUACCUCAACUCCACGUCGCUUGGGAGAGCAGUGACAAUUUUGCUCGGCUCAGAACACAUCGACAUGCAGGUUACGACUACGGAGUGGCUUAAGCUUGCGGGGACAAAGCAGAUUGAUUUAGGGGGACCAACUCCCCGGAUCGUUGCCGAUUCAGAUGAAGUAGAAACGGGCAAUUCAGAGACGGACGAAUCUCGGAACUCUUGA
Messenger RNA from Aspergillus terreus NIH2624, 2298 nucleotides. RefSeq lists its product as uncharacterized. NCBI's taxonomy places the organism in Eukaryota, Fungi, Ascomycota, Eurotiomycetes, Eurotiales, Aspergillaceae. The record is from RefSeq and is a predicted model, not a curated record. The coding region runs from base 1 to 2298 and encodes 765 amino acids. The transcript is spliced from 3 exons.